CUGUCAAAUUUGCAAACCAAAUAAAGCAAUGAGAAUGCGAUGCAAUACCCAAAUAACUAUCGAAAACUUGGUUUAAAUUGAGAUAAAAUAAUAAUUGUUAGAUAAAGAAAUAAAAAGUGCUUUUUUAAAGAAUUAUGGUUUAAUGACUGAUAAUUACUUCGAUCGGGACAGACGGUCUUAAUAAAUUCAUGAACUUAUUGAUGUUUUUAUUAAUAUCACCUUAGUGGUUCGCGAACUUGAUAAUUAGUGUUUACGUAAUGGAGUACGACAAUGAGGAGAAUACUUGGCGGCGACCCUCCGCGCAGAAGGUGGACCGGUCGAAGUGCAAUCAGAUCCCGAAGCGGUCGACCACGGUGGCCGUGGUGGUGCUGGGGCUGGCCGUGAUGAGCUGCCUGCUCGGCUACUGCGUGCUCAGCGAGACGCUGCCCUACGAGUCGAGGACUUUACGACUUGUCAUUAUUUUUUUUCGCCAUGGAGCUAGGACCCCGAAUACAAGUUAUAAGACUGACCCUUUCAAAGCAUACCAAUGGCCAGAAGGCUUGGGAGGUCUUACCAAUACUGGGAAACUUCAAUUGUAUGAGUUGGGAAAAAAGUACCGCAGUUAUUAUGCUAAUUUUAUUGAUGAAGAAUACUAUGAAAAGGAUGUGCAAGUGCGAAGCAGUGACAAGUCUAGGUGUCUGAUGAGUGCUGCUACAUUCCUGGCCGGCCUGUACCCUCCAGCAGAGCGACAGAUCUGGAACCCCGAGCUGCUGUGGCAACCUAUCCCCAUUCACUCCUUACCAACACACUUGGAUAAUAUUGUUGCUAGUACUAAACCUUGCAAAGUUUGGAAAGCUAUGUAUGAAGAAUUACUUGAGAAAUCUAAUAAAGAUGCAAAAUACACUAAACUUUUUGAAUACUUGAGCAAUCACACAGCCCAAGAUAUGCACAGUGUGUUGGAAGUUGAUUUCCUGUAUAGCACCUUCCUGUCACAGCAAGAGGCUGGGCUCAAGAUUCCUGAGUGGACUAAAAACUAUUUCCCAAAUCAAAUGAGGUCUGCAUUCAUGCAAAGUCUGGCCCUGCUGUCCCAUAACCACACUUUACAGAGAUUCAAAGUAGGUGUUUUAUCGCAACAAUACGAAGAUAGAAGUACCAAUGGAGUUAAAACUGUCGUUCUGCGAGGAGCCGUGCCGCUACACCGACUUCCUGCAGUACAUCGACACGCUCAUCCCCAAGGACUGGGAUGCCGAGUGCCAGAACACCCCGCACUGAACGACCCAUCCCUCGACUGCCGCGCGAGACUGCCUCUUGGUGAAUAUUCUGCGUUUUUACGCCGUUUUUUUCGUCAUUGUCGUCUCAGUGAGUAUUGUUUGCAGAGAUGAUUCCCAGAGCUCAAAGUUAAUUUUUUUGUGUAAACAUAACAUGUUUAGUGUCUACAAACUAUUUUGAUCGGGGGGCCAUCGCCAAGCUUCGCGCUUUGGCAACGGAUUAUAUGGAAUUUGGCACCUUUCGCGGACUGUAUUGCAGGAUUAGGUCGAGACAUACCGUCAGACAGGUGACAACUAAAAUUCAGUAAUUACUACCACAAAUUUAGAGCCAUAAUGCACUGUACUAGUAACAAAACAAGGUUGAUUUUUGUCAUAUAUUUUUAUGUAAUCAGUAAGUUUUGGUUGUCACCUGACGAUACCUACUUUUAUGGCUCCUCUACACUAUCGGCGAUUAGCGAUUACAGCAGACGAUUAACGGGCGACCACGAUAGUGUAGAGGGCAUGCUCGGCAGUACUCGCCACUCUCGCCAGUCAUCGUCUAUCAUCGCCAAUGAUCGCCUGCGGCCCGUGACAUGUCGGUUUUUUGGGCACGCAGCAAAGGAAAUCGCCGGGUGGUUGCGCUGACGUGCCCACACGAUCGCCGAUCAUUCAGUCGCCGCGCCGUCCGACAGUGACAUUGCACACGUGCGUGCGAAUACUAAACACGCACACAAGAGCAGCCGAUUCAACGGAGCCACGUCGUUAUGUCGCAUAAAUAGUGUUUAGUUUUAAAUAAGUUUAUAAAUAAAACACAUAUAUAUGUAGGUAUGUUAGUCUGUAAGGUAUUUGUAAUAUGGGAAUUGUUGCCUGAUGAAAUUUUUAAAUAAAACAUAAGCAGAUUCCCCAUUCUUUCUCUAAAAAAAAAGUAUACGUAAGUGCGAUAGAGAGGAAAAUAGUUUCUCGAAUUGCGUAGUUCGCCUCAGUUUCGCAUUCAGUUGAUUUAAAAUAUAAAAAUGAUUCUAAAGAAUAUGCCCCUUAGUAGAUCAGUUUCUUUCCUCCAUUCUUUUUUCACAACUUCUCGUUGAACUACAUUGACAUAAUGUUUGUAUCAUACUGACUAUUAAAUAAAUAGUUGCAGCACUUGCAGCAGUAACACACCCCACGUCCAUCUUGACGCUUAGCGUUUAACAAACUACUACAGCAGGCGAUCGUGUGGAUGCAACUUGCACUCGCGAUGAACUUGCCGAUUAUAGACGAUGACACGAUCAUCGACAUAGUGUGGAGGAGCCAUUACAGACGUUACUAAUGCUAGCAGGUAC
Cydia splendana is the source of this 2545-nucleotide messenger RNA. Its product is annotated as lysosomal acid phosphatase-like. Gene Ontology annotation, molecular function: phosphatase activity. Bases 258 to 1361 code for a protein of 367 amino acids. NCBI's taxonomy places the organism in Eukaryota, Metazoa, Arthropoda, Insecta, Lepidoptera, Tortricidae. Gene Ontology annotation, biological process: dephosphorylation. The transcript has 5 exons. The record is from RefSeq and is a predicted model, not a curated record.